Molecule: messenger RNA, 1227 nt
Organism: Cynara cardunculus var. scolymus (artichoke)
Lineage: Eukaryota; Viridiplantae; Streptophyta; Magnoliopsida; Asterales; Asteraceae
Product: probable aminotransferase TAT2
Exons: 6
Coding region: 10-1227 (405 amino acids)
Biological process (GO): biosynthetic process; amino acid metabolic process
Molecular function (GO): transaminase activity; pyridoxal phosphate binding
Source: RefSeq, a predicted model, not a curated record
GGUGUGAAUAUGAAGACGGAGCCAAAUUUGAGCAUCAAGGGGAUUCUUAGAAUGUUAAUGGCGAAUAUUGACGAUGAGAAGAACAUGAGAGUAAUUUCUCUUGGAAUGGGUGAUCCAACUGCUUUUUCUUGCUUCACCACUACCUCCAUUGCUGAGGAUGCUGUUCUUGAUGCUCUCACCUCUCAGAAAUUCAAUGGCUACUCCCCUACUGUUGGUCUUCCUCAAACAAGAAGGGCAAUCAGUGAAUAUUUGUCCAUGGAUCUCCCAUACAAGUUAUCUCCAGAUGAUGUAUAUAUAACAGCAGGCUGCACACAAGCUAUAGAGCUAGCUAUAUCAAUUCUAGCCACACCAAAUGCAAACAUCUUGAUUCCAAGACCCGGAUUCCCGAUCUACGAUAUUUGCGCUGCUUUUAGAAAUGUCGAAAUGCGCCAUUUUGACCUUCUUCCCGAGAAGGGUUGGGAGGUUGACCUCGACGCCAUUGAUGCAUUAGCUGAUGAGAAUACCGUUGCAAUAGUCGUUAUAAACCCCGGGAAUCCAUGUGGAAAUGUCUAUAGUUUUCAACAUUUAAAGAAGAUUGCUGAAACUGCAAAGAAGCACAAGAUUGUAGUUAUAGCAGAUGAAGUUUAUGGCCAUUUAGCCUUUGGCUCGAACCCGUUUGUGCCAAUGGGUGUUUUUGGUUCGACGGUGCCCGUCCUUACGCUUGGAUCUUUGUCAAAAAGAUGGAUAGUUCCCGGUUGGCGGCUUGGGUGGUUAGUGACUGCCGAUCCUAACGGCAUUUUAAAAAAUGCAGAGAUCGUUGAGCGCCUUAAGAAGUACGUCGAUAUUUGUGGUGGCCCGGCAACCUUUAUACAGGCAGCGGUGCCUCAAAUUCUCAAGGAAACCAGUGACGUGUUCUUCACAAGAACUCUCGGCAUACUGAAACACAGUGCGGAUCUUUGCGUCAAGAAAAUAAAAGACAUCGCGUGCUUAACAUGUCCAACGAAACCGCAAGGAGCGAUGACCGUGAUGGUGAAGUUGAAUGUUUUGAUGCUAAAAGAUAUCAUCGAUGACACCGACUUCUGUUUCAAGCUGGCCAAAGAAGAAUCCGUGAUCCUUCUUCCAGGAGUGACGGUGGGACUGAAGAAUUGGGUCCGGAUAACUUUUGCCGUUGAGCCAUCAUCUCUUGUAGAAGCUCUUGAAAGAGUGAAGACCUUUUGCCAUACCCAUUCUUAUGAACCAAAAGGUUGA